Cordyceps militaris CM01 is the source of this 1092-nucleotide messenger RNA. RefSeq names its product Glycoside hydrolase. Lineage: Eukaryota; Fungi; Ascomycota; Sordariomycetes; Hypocreales; Cordycipitaceae. Bases 1 to 1092 code for a protein of 363 amino acids. The transcript has 2 exons. Gene Ontology annotation, biological process: fungal-type cell wall polysaccharide metabolic process. The record is from RefSeq and is a predicted model, not a curated record. Gene Ontology annotation, cellular component: fungal-type cell wall.
AUGAUCAAUCCUCUCUCCAUCACUGCUGCCCACCCAGGCAGCUGGUUCCUCUUCGGCAUCAGCGACAUUUGCGAUCGGCAUCACCCCACCCUCCGAUCGACCCGACGAGAAUCUACAUUCCAUUCAAACAAGACAGCCAUGUCGCUGCUCGCCGUGACGCUGUAUGCGCUGGCCAGCGUGGCCGAUGCCGCCGCGGGCAAGCGCGGUCUCGUCUUCACGCCCAACGCAGAAUACCCCCAAGACAACAAGAUGUGGCCGCCGCCCGCCAGCGACCUCACCUGGUACUACAACUACGGGAGCCUCCCGUCGCCCGCCUACGUCAACGUCGCGCAGGACCAGUUUGAGUUUGUGCCGAUGAUGUGGGGGGUCGGCGCGGACCCGAGCGACACCAAGUGGCUGACCGAGGUCAAGGGCGUCAUCCAGGACGGCCGCAACAUCACGCAUGCUCUCGCCUUCAACGAGCCCGACGCGCCCAAUUCCUGGGGCGGCAGCAACGUCGAUCCCCACACCGCCGCGCAGGCCUGGGUCGCCAACUUUGAGCCCCUCGCCAAGAUGAAUGUCAAGCUCGGCCUGCCUGCCGUCACCGGACAGCCCGCCGGCCUCGACUGGCUCAAGCAGUUCCUCGGCAACUGCUCCGCGCUCGUCAGCAGCGGCAGCAGCCAGACCAAGAACUGCACGUUUGACAUAAUCCCCCUCCACUGGUACGACAACUUUGCCGGCCUGGCGUCGCAUAUUGGCGAGCGCCGGGCGCUCUGGCCCGACGCCGAGAUUUGGAUCACCGAGUACGCCUAUGCCCACCAGGAGCUCUCGCCCACCCAGCAGUUCUUCAACCAGACGGUCGACUACUUUGACAAGGAGACGUAUAUCGGCCGCUACUCGUACUUUGGCGCCUUUCGUUCCAAGAACUCGAGUGUCGGCGCCAACGCCCCGUUCCUCAACAACGCUGGCAAGCUGACAGAUCUUGGCUCCUGGUAUCUGGGCAAGAGCGCGACGGGCGUAAACCCUCAGAGCAAGGCGUUCAGCUUAGCGCCAUCGGGUCUCGUUGCGGGUAGUGUCGCGGCUUUCGCGGCUGUCAUGAUGACUUGGAUAUAG